GCGGAUCAAUUGCAUCAGCUUUUCUGAACCGGGAAGGAGGCGGAGCGUCGCCUGAUGAAAUCCGGCGUUGUGUUGCAGGAGGCCACGAUAGCGCUGGGUGGUUCGUUUCGUUUGUAGUUCAGAGGGCGUUUAGUUGGCCGGUGGGUUGGUUUCCGCCUUCCUUUUUGUUUAGCCUUCGGCGAGCUGCACGAGCUUUGGCUGUUGUGCCGGCUAGGCGGCUCAGACAGCUUUCCCCCGUGUUAGAGCGUCGCCAGCGUAGAGUCUUGAAUAGCUACCACCAUGUGCGGCAUUUGGGCCCUUUUUGGAAGUGAUGGUUGCCUUUCUGUUCAAUGUCUCUGUGCUAUGAAAAUAGCCCACAGAGGUCCUGAUGCGUUUCGAUUUGAAAAUGUCAACGGAUUCACCAACUGUUGUUUUGGUUUCCAUCGUCUGGCGAUUGUUGACCAGCUGUAUGGCAUGCAGCCUCUAAGAGUGAAGAAGUUUCCCUACUUGUGGCUGUGUUACAAUGGAGAAAUCUACAACUACAAACAGCUGCAAAAACAUUUUGAAUUUGAUUACCAGACCUUAGUAGAUGGAGAGGUAAUCCUUCACCUUUACAACAAAGGAGGAAUAGAGCAAACGGCCGCCAUGCUGGAUGGUGUAUUUGCAUUCAUUUUGCUGGACACUGCAAACAGGAAAGUGUUUCUGGGAAGAGAUACAUAUGGAGUCAGGCCGUUGUUUAGAGUCCUGACAGAUGAUGGAUUUCUGGGUGUUUGCUCAGAGGCAAAAGGUCUUGUCAACCUGAAGCACUCUAUGUCCUUGGCUCCGAAAGUGGAACCUUUCCUUCCAGGACACUAUGAAGUGUUCGAUUUAAAGCCGAGUGGCAAAGUUGCAUCGGUGGAAGUGGUUAAAUUUCAUAGCCCUAAAGAUGAACCUCUGCACGCCGCUUACAACACAAUACAAAAUCUACCCUCUGGUUUUGACCUUGAAACAGUCAAAAGCAACAUUCGGCUUUUGUUCGAAAAUGCUGUUAAAAAACGUUUGAUGUCUCACAGAAGAAUUGGCUGUCUCUUAUCAGGUGGUUUGGAUUCUAGCUUGGUUGCAGCGAUACUUCUCAAACUAAUGAAAGAAGCAAACAUCGCCUACCCUCUACAAACCUUUGCUAUUGGAAUGGAAGAUGCUCCUGAUCUGUUGGCUGCUAGAAAGGUAGCAGCUCACAUUGGAAGUGAACACCAUGAGGUCAUUUUUAAUUCUGAAGAAGGGAUUCAAGUACUAGAAGAUGUUAUAUUUAGCUUGGAAACAUAUGACAUCACAACUGUACGCGCUUCCGUGGGUAUGUAUCUCAUUUCCAAAUACAUACGAAAGAAAACGGACAACGCAGUUAUUUUCUCAGGGGAAGGUUCGGAUGAACUGACACAAGGGUAUAUUUAUUUCCAUAAGGCACCCACGCCUGAAGCAGCUGCGGAGGAAAGUGAGAGGCUUCUCCGAGAACUCUACCUCUUUGAUGUUCUUCGUGCUGACAGAACUACCGCUGCCUUUGGUCUUGAACUGCGAGUUCCAUUUUUGGACCACCAGUUUACUGCUUAUUACCUGUCUUUGCCACCAGAACUCAGAACACCAAAGAAUGGAAUUGAAAAGCAUCUAUUGAGAGAGGCCUUUCAAGAUACCAACUUACUGCCUAAAGAAAUACUCUGGAGACCCAAAGAAGCUUUCAGCGAUGGCUUGACUUCAAUCAAGAAAUCAUGGUUCUCCAUACUCCAAGAUUAUAUUGAUAUUCAGGUUGAUGACCUUCUGCUGGAGAAGGCAGCAGAAAAAUUUCCCUUUAAUCCUCCUAAAACCAAAGAGGGCUAUUACUACCGCCAGAUCUUUGAGAAGCACUUCCCAGGACGUUCCGAUUGGCUCCCCCACUACUGGAUGCCAAGAUGGAUCAAGGCUACUGAUCCAUCUGCUCGCACACUGGAACAUUACAAGUCGGCUAAAAAAGAUUAGACUUCUUUUGGAAGUUGCUCUGUGCAAAUGACUUGUUAACAAUAUAACGUUCCCUCUUGGGCCUAGAAAGGAAAGCAAAUGAAGUUUUUUUUAAAAAAAGUUAAUCCCUUUCAGAUAAAAGAAGAGAUUAUUACUGAAUUAAAUCUAUGCCAAAAAAGAAAAGAAUAAAAAUCAAGUUUCUAUUCUGCUGAAGCUGCCUUUUACAGCUAUUUAUUUAUUAUUUCUCUUUGUAAACUGCCACGAGCCAUUUUUAGAAGGGUGGUAUAGAGAUCAAAUUAAUAAUAAUAAUAAUCAGCUGUUGUAAAAAGAUCACACAGACUGACUACAAACAAAGGCAUGACAAGGUAGCAGGGAUGAUACACUGGAGCAUCUGCAAAAAAUACAAGCUACCUGUAGCCAAACAUUGAUGGGACCAUAAAAUUGAAAAAGUUGAAGAAAAUGAAGAUGUAAAAAUAUUAUGGGACUUCCGACUACAAACAGACAAACAUCUGCCACACAAUACACCAGAUAUAACUGUAGUCGAGAAAAAAGAAAAACAAGUUAAAAUAUAAUACAUAGCAAUACCAGGGGAUAGCAGAAUAGAAGAAAAAGAAAUAGGAAAAAACACCAAAUACAAAGAUCUACAAAUUGAAAUUGAAAGGCUGUGGCAGAAAAAGACCCAAAUAAUCCCAGUGGUCAUUGGCGCCCUGGGUGCAGUUCCAAAAGACCUUGAAGAGCACCUCAACACCAUAGGGACCACAGAAAUCACCAUCAGCCAAUUACAAAAAGCAGCUUUACUGGGAACAGCCUAUAUUCUGUGACGAUAUCUAUAACAAUUGACAAUAAAAUUCAGCUACCCCAGGUCCUUGGGAAGGACUCGAUGUCUGGAUAAAACAAACCAGUCAAUAACACCUGUCUGACUGUGUAAACAAGAAAUAAUAAAUAAUAAUAAUAUAUGGUCCAAACUGAUUUUGAGUUAACCUAUGUGAGUCUUAUAAGACUAUGUCAAUGGGACUCCUUCAAGACUGCCAUUGACACAGCCUUUGGCUACAAUCCUGCACACAGUUAACCUGAAUCUGCCCUAAGAACAAAUGUUUUGAGACCAUUCCCUUGAUUCCAAGGUCGAACUCUGAAGCUAUAACUGCUAGGGUGAUCAAGUGCAUGAGGGGCAGAACUGUGGAAUCUUUUAACAGUUGUGUAAAAGAGUGCAUUGCAGCAGAUACAGCUUUUCUUACAGAUCCAAUAGAAUGGUGAUGCAUCUAUCUGUUAUUUAUCUUUUCCACACAAGUGCUAAAGCUACAAGGUUCUCUGCUCACUGGUUACUCUGGGAACAUAGGUAGCUGCCUUACACAGGAUCAGACUGUUGGUCCAUGACUGGCAGAGGCUCACCUAAGGUUUCAGGAAGGAGUUUUUUUUUUAGCUUUACCUAGAAAUGCCAGAGAUUGAACCUGGGACCUUCUGCAUGUAAAGCAGAUGCUUUACCACUGAGCUACAGCCCCAUCCCCUAGGAUGUGGAGGAACUGGCUGAGAGAAUUCCUUGAAAAUUUGCCAUUGGAGGAAUCCCUGAAAUUCAGAUAGAAUCAGAAUGCUCUGAAACUUAGAGAGAAUUUCCGCUUUGGAGAAAUGUCUUCAUAUUCUAAACUGUUUCAUAGUUGUUGUUUUUUUUGUUAUACUAUUCUGGCAACACAGCUGACAACUGAUCUUCUGUUUCAAUAAAACCUGAAUAAUUGAACACAA
Molecule: messenger RNA, 3681 nt
Organism: Hemicordylus capensis (graceful crag lizard)
Lineage: Eukaryota; Metazoa; Chordata; Lepidosauria; Squamata; Cordylidae
Gene: ASNS
Product: asparagine synthetase (glutamine-hydrolyzing)
Exons: 12
Coding region: 280-1965 (561 amino acids)
Cellular component (GO): cytosol
Molecular function (GO): asparagine synthase (glutamine-hydrolyzing) activity
Source: RefSeq, a predicted model, not a curated record